AUGAGUUGGGGGGCGCUCUAUGCCCAGCUGGGCGGCGUCAACAAACACUCCACCAGUCUGGGAAAGAUUUGGCUCUCUGUCCUCUUCAUCUUCCGCAUCACUAUACUGGUUCUGGCGGCCGAGAGCGUCUGGGGGGAUGAGCAGUCAGACUUCACGUGCAACACGCAACAGCCCGGCUGCAAAAAUGUCUGCUAUGAUCACUUCUUUCCCGUGUCGCACAUCCGCCUGUGGUGCCUGCAGCUCAUCUUUGUAUCAACGCCAGCUCUGCUGGUGGCCAUGCACGUUGCCUACAGGAAGCGUGGGGAUAAGAAGACCAUGCUGGCCUCCAACGGCACUGAGAAGAUGACGGACACUGACCUGGAGACUCUGAAGAGGAGGCGUCUGCCAAUCACGGGCCCACUGUGGUGGACCUACACCUGCAGCUUGUUCUUCAGGCUCAUCUUUGAGGGUGGGUUCAUGUACGCGCUGUACUUUGUCUACGACGGCUUCCAGAUGCCCCGGCUGGUGAAGUGCGAGCAGUGGCCCUGCCCCAACAAGGUGGACUGCUUCAUCUCCAGGCCAACGGAGAAGACCGUCUUCACCAUCUUCAUGGUGGCCUCGUCGGCGAUCUGCAUGGUGCUGAACGUGGCCGAGCUGUGCUACCUCGUCGUCAAGGCGCUCAUGAGGAAGGGGAACAAACGAAGGCAACGGCGAGUGAAGCAGUAAUAAAAAAAAAAAAAAGACCCAAGUGCCUUUGUUUUUACGUUUGGUGUAUCGUUUACAAGAGCUGAUGUUUGAUUAUAAAUGUUAAACACGUUUUACAGUAACUGACGAAAGCGGGUGAGUUUUCGUGAUCCUGCUGUGUUGAAUCAAGUGACUGUAGCACAGAGUUAAGUUUGAAAAUUCUUAGCUAAAUGACUUUCUAUAAGUGAUUCUAGAUGUUUUUUUGUUUGUUUUUUUUUUCAUUUUUUGUGUGUUAAUUUUUGUG
Xiphias gladius (swordfish) is the source of this 967-nucleotide messenger RNA. RefSeq names its product gap junction protein beta 8 (gene gjb8). Bases 1 to 705 code for a protein of 234 amino acids. The transcript is spliced from 2 exons. Gene Ontology annotation, cellular component: connexin complex. The record is from RefSeq and is a predicted model, not a curated record. Gene Ontology annotation, biological process: cell communication. Lineage: Eukaryota; Metazoa; Chordata; Actinopteri; Istiophoriformes; Xiphiidae.